ACAACCACGAAAAAAUCACAUUUUGCACUCUGUUUGUAGACGUUGUCUUCUCCAAGUAACCUCCUUCAUUUCCUUCUUUAACACUAUUCAGUGCUCUUCAAUCUUCUCUCUCGAAAAUAUUACUAGUGGGUUUACCAUUUUUUGGAUAUAGAAGUUGCUCAUCAGAACAUUUUCCUAAACUGACACUGCUAGAAUUUGCUCCCAGACAAUGGCCAGCACCACCAAUUUAGAUCAAACUGCUCCUCAUAUAGCUCUCUUUCCGACUGCCGGAGUGGGCCAUUUGAUGCCAUUCCUUCGCUUAGCCGCCAUGCUAGCGACCCGCAACUGCAGGAUAACUCUCAUCACCGCUCAGCCAACAGUUUCAGCAGCCGAAUCAGAUGAAUUGGCAUGCUUUUUCGCCAACCACGAAAAUAUCAAAGGCCUCCAAUUUCAACUCCUUCCCUACAACCCAUCCACCGACAUCGAUCCUUUCUUCGCUCAAUUCAUAUCUAUUAGCAACUCAGUUCAUCAUCUCCAUCCACUCCUAUCUAACAUAUCCCCUCCUCUUUCUGCCAUUAUCGCGGAUUUUACUAUAGCGAGCAGUGUCUGUAAAGUUGCUACCGAUCUUUCCAUUCCCACUUAUAUACUCAUCACUACUUCUGCUAGAUUUCUCUCUCUCAUGGCCUGCCAUUCUCAGCUAGUCAAAAACAAUCCCAAAAAUAGUGGCGAUGAAGGCAUAGACUGCAUAAAACUUCCAGCUGGUUUAGCUCCAAUGCCACUGUCAAGUAUUCCUCCCCCAUUCUUUAACCCAAAUCACUACUUCUCAACCAUUUUAAGUUCAAAUUCUACAUCUUUUUCAAAAGUGAAUGGCAUACUGGUGAACACCUUUGAUUGGUUCGAGUCAGAAACAAUUGAGGUUCUGAAUAGUGGAAGAGUAGUGCACGAUCUAGCACCCAUUCUCCCGGUCGGACCUCUUGAGUCUUUUAAGGUUGGACAGGCCACUAAUCUUCCAUGGCUGGACAAUCAACCAGCAAAGUCCGUACUCUUCAUUAGCUUCGGAAGUCGGACAGCUUUAUCAAAAGAUCAGUUAAGAGAAUUGGGCACUGGACUUGAAAAAGCUGGGCGCAGAUUCUUGUGGAUAUUGAAAGGCAGCGAAGUUGAUAAACAAGACAAGGAAGAAAUUGAGGAUAUACUAGGCAAAUUAUUUCUUGAAAGAACAAAGAAUAAGGGACUGGUUAUUAAGGGGUGGGUCAACCAGGACCAGAUUUUAGCACAUCCAGCAAUUGGAGGAUUCUUGAGCCAUUGCGGGUGGAACUCGGUAAUGGAAGCAGCCAGACUAGGGGUGCCCAUAUUAGCUUGGCCACAGCACGGGGACCAAAGGGUUAAUGCACAGGUGGUGGAAAAUGCCGGCUUGGGGUUGUGGGCUAGGGAUUGGUUUUGGGAGAAAAUGUUGGUUAAAGGAGAAGAAAUAGCGGAGAAAAUCAGAAAGAUUAUGCAAGGCGAAAAUUUGGUCAAGGCAAGUGAGGUGGAGGAAAAAGCUCGACAGGCUUAUGGAAUUGGUGGGAGUUCAGAAAAGGUAAUUCAGGGCACCAUUGAAGCAUUGAAGAAGAAGAAAUAAGCUCGCCUUAGUUUAAAGAUAUUGUAAUAAAAUUUUAUGAUAUUCUCUGUGAUACUUCCAUUAAAAUCAUUCGAAAUUGUUCGGUUGCACUUUAACUUGGUCUCAAUUAAACAAUAUUCAGGAUAAUUUGAUUACAUGAGAUAGUUGUAGACAAUUGUUUUCUAAGAAUGCAAGAUGAAGGUUUGAUGGA
Molecule: messenger RNA, 1787 nt
Organism: Olea europaea var. sylvestris
Lineage: Eukaryota; Viridiplantae; Streptophyta; Magnoliopsida; Lamiales; Oleaceae
Product: UDP-glycosyltransferase 13-like
Exons: 2
Coding region: 209-1597 (462 amino acids)
Molecular function (GO): UDP-glycosyltransferase activity
Source: RefSeq, a predicted model, not a curated record